Messenger RNA from Ziziphus jujuba (common jujube), 1881 nucleotides. RefSeq lists its product as uncharacterized. The coding region runs from base 1 to 1704 and encodes 567 amino acids. Lineage: Eukaryota; Viridiplantae; Streptophyta; Magnoliopsida; Rosales; Rhamnaceae. The record is from RefSeq and is a predicted model, not a curated record. The transcript has 16 exons.
AUGUGGCGAAGGUGCUUCAGUAGCAAUAGCAGCUCCGGCGCCUCUGCAGCGGCGUUGAAGGAUAAGAAAUGGGACGCAGUGGUCAUCGGAGGCGGUCACAACGGGCUCACCGCGGCCGCGUACCUCGCUCGCUCUGGCCUCUCCGUCGCAGUCCUUGAGCGCCGCCACUUGAUCGGCGGCGCUGCUGUUACCGAGGAACUCGUACCAGGCUUCAAGUUCUCCCGGUGCAGCUAUCUCCAGAGCCUCCUCCGCCCUUCCGUCAUCCAGGAAUUAGAGCUAGCGCGACACGGAUUGAAGCUGCUGAAGAGGAAUCCGUCAUCGUUUACGCCUUGUUUGGAUGGACGCUAUCUUCUCUUAGGUCCGGAUAAAGACCUUAACCAUUCUGAAAUUUCGAAGUUCUCUAAACGAGACGCUGAUGCUUAUCCAAGGUAUGAGAAUCAGCUGGAGAACUUCUGCAAAUUCAUGGAUCCACUUUUAGAUUCUCCACCACCUGAAUCUUUGCAACACGACUCAUCUUUCAAUGAGCGCUUUAAAGAUAGGAUACAGAAAUCAGUUUUCUGGUCUCGUAUCCUGCGACAGGGACUGUCCUUGGGCCAAAAGGAUAUGGUGGACUUUAUGGACCUAUUAUUAUCCCCUGCUGCAAAGAUUUUAAAUAAUUGGUUUGAGACAGAUGUUUUGAAGGCAACACUUGCAACAGAUGCUGUAAUAGGUACUACGGGGAGCGUCCAUACACCUGGGAGUGGAUAUGUUCUGCUACAUCAUGUGAUGGGAGAAACAGAUGGUUAUCGUGGAGUUUGGUCGUAUGUCGAAGGUGGGAUGGGGUCAGUUUCCAUGGCUGUUGGUAAUGCUGCUAAGGAAGCUGGGGCUCACAUCAUAACAAGUGCAGAGGUUGAACAACUAUUGGUUGUUGAAGACUCAGGCAGAGUGAACGGGGUCUUGCUGGCUGAUGGUACACGAGUACACUCUUCAGUUGUCUUAUCAAAUGCAACCCCGUAUAAAACUUUCAAGGAGUUGGCGCCUAGUAAUGUUCUUCCUGACAAUUUUCUCCGUGCCAUUGAGUAUUCUGAUUAUAGCUCUGGAACUACAAAAAUAAAUGUAGCAGUUGAUAAACUGCCCCAGUUCGAAAGCUGCAAGUCAAGUCAUCGUGAUGCAGGUCCUCAGCAUAUGGGUACAAUUCAUAUUGGUUCUGAGAGAAUGGAGGAGAUUGACUCAGCCUGUCAAGAUGCUGUCAAUGGAUUACCAUCAAAAAGACCAGUUAUUGAGAUGACAAUUCCUUCGGCACUCGACAAGACCAUAUCUCCACCUGGCAAACAUGUGAUCAACUUGUUUGUUCAAUAUACACCAUAUAAACCAUCGGAUGGCGACUGGACGGAUUCUGUUUAUAGGGAGUCAUUUGCACAAAGAUGUUUUAGCUUAAUUGAUGAAUAUGCCCCUGGCUUCAGCUCGUCAGUCAUUGGUUAUGACAUGUUGACUCCACCAGACCUAGAAAGGGAAAUCGGUCUCACAGGAGGGAAUAUCUUCCAUGGUGCAAUGGGGUUGGAUUCUCUCUUCCUCAUGCGACCUGUAAAAGGAUGGUCAAAUUAUAGGACUCCAUUGCCUGGGCUCUACCUAUGUGGUAGUGGGGCCCAUCCUGGGGGUGGCGUGAUGGGUGCGCCCGGACGUAAUGCCGCAAAAGUGGUCCUUCAAGAUGUGAAGAAACAAUAAGGAUGAUGGACUCUAAUUUUUUGACAUCUAAUUGAUGUUGGAAUAUUCACCCAAAAAAAAUUUGAUGUUGGAAUUUCAAGAACAUUAGCUGUUUCAAAAACCAUAAUGUACUCUUGAAGAUAAGACCUACACUUCAAUAGGAAUGAUAGGGGAUAUGAAGUGAACAUGGGUUAUUCG